Molecule: messenger RNA, 2945 nt
Organism: Sclerotinia trifoliorum
Lineage: Eukaryota; Fungi; Ascomycota; Leotiomycetes; Helotiales; Sclerotiniaceae
Source: the annotation of a GenBank genome assembly
CAAUGCCGGUAAUCAAUCAUAAUCAUAUCAUACCCAGAUAGAGCUAAUCGUACGCAACCUUACUCUGUAUGACUCUUCCUCUACCCAUAAUAUAAAUCAACAGCGUCCUUGGUGGCGUCUGGAAACGCCUCUAAAACAACAACUAUAAGCCCAAUUUUUAUUCAGUCUUCGUUCUCUCUCAUAUAUAAGAUCUGGCACCUCCGUACAUUUUCCCACGUCGGAUUUGUCAAUCGGAUGAUUGAUCUUUGAAGGCUUUCAAGAAGGAUAACACUUUUCAAAAUCCCAUUUCAAAGUCCUAAUUCAAACUUGAUAGUCAAAGUCAUCAUCCAAUCUGACAAUCUGACAAUCAAAGAACUCAUUAACUUGUGUCUUCUUAGUCGGGUUUUCCGCUGGAUCGCAAAGCAUAUCAAAGCAAUCGUCUUAUCAGAAAAAAGACAUCGAUUGAAACCCCAUCAAUCCGGGUUUGAGAAGUACUACACCAACUUCGUCGGCCAUCAAUCUCCCAUAAAAUAACCAUUUUAAGUCUUGUGCUCUACCACUUACCUCAUUACCUCAAUCCCAUUUGAACUAUGAACCCGGUUCCACAAAGCGCGUCAUCGCCCGGCGGAAAGUCUCUCAAUACCGCAUCAUCACAUACACCCAUUCAACAACAGCAAAGUCAGACUACACCUCCAACUUUUGACUCAAACACAAGACGUUUUACUAGUCAUUCAAGUGGGAUACCCGCGGCUGCUAGAAACAAUCAAAAUCAACGGAAGCAACAUAGAAAUUCCAAGAAACCGAGGCUCACGGAUGAGGAUGCCAUGGCGGAAUCCGUAAGUUUUCAUCAUUUCGCAUUUUCAAUCUACAAGUACAUUGCACACAAUCAGGCAUCCGCAUUCCAUAAGCAGGUUACAGUCAACGGUAGUACUAAUGUUACUAGACGGCCAUGAGAAAUGCAAAUAGUCGAAGAGGUCAAACCUCAAUCACACAUCUCAUGAGCUUCGCUCUUCCACCUAGGCCACAAGACUACCGCAACACCAUCACAAGAGGAACAAGACGUGGAAAUAUAUAUGGAAUCGGGUCUGGUCAUCAUUCAAGUGACAAGGCGAGAUAUAUUCACGCAAACUAUCGAUUUAUAGUCAGGCCAUAUGGGGAUUACAAGCAACAAGCUCUAUUUGCGGACCAGCAUUUGGACUGGAGCGAUGUUCUACAAAUCCUCGCAUCGGGCGAAUCACAAGACGCAUCAUGUCCAAUUUGCCUCUCACAUCCUGUAGCCCCUCGAAUGGCAAAAUGCGGACAUAUAUUUUGUCUACCAUGUCUCAUCCGUUAUAUGCACUCCACCGACGAUACGAACCCUAUCCCGGAGAAAAAAGCUCGAUGGAAGGCAUGUCCAAUUUGUUGGGAUACUAUCUACAAUUCAGAAACUAGACCCGUUAGAUGGUAUAUUGGGCAAGAAGGGCCGGCCCCUCGUGAAGGAGAAGACGUUGUUUUACGAUUAGUUAUGCGACAACCCGGAAGCACUUUAGCACUCCCAAGAGAUGGUGCGGAUGUACUCGAUAAGUCGGAAGAUAUUCCAUGGUAUUUCGCUGCCGAAGUUAUGGAUUAUGCUCGAAUCAUGAAGGGAAGUGAAGAAUACAUGUUGGAACAAUUUGAUUCAGAAAUUGAAGCAUUGAAGCAACAAGAGAAUGAGGAUGAAUUGAUGUUUGGAGAGGAGCCGGAGUGGACUCGAAAAGCUGUCAGUUCCGUGCUCGAUGCCAAGGAAAAAAUCAAAGGUAUCGGUGGACCACCGCCUCCACCAAGCCAGCCGAUGGAGAAGAAACCUAAGAGGCAACACAUACAAUUCAACGUCGUUGAUGACAACACACCUGAGAUGUACUUUGUCCAGCAUGUUGCAAAAUCAGGCCUGGAUGUUUAUGCUUCAACGCUAUCUCCAUCAGCUGUCCCUUUCCAAUUGGAUCCGGUGGUGACCGCCACACUACCAACUCCGUCUAAUCUUAUUCCAACCGCGAACCCUUCACAAUUACGUUCAAAGAAUGUCCAUCAAAACGAGGGACACUCACCGGAUUCCCCAUACUUUUUCUACCAAUCUCUCCUUCAUUAUUACCUCGCGCCCCUUGAUAUUAGGAUUCUGAAAUCCGCUUUCGGCAAUUUUGCCUCGUUUCCUUCAACAUUACUUCCCCGCGUUGAACGAGUCUCCACUCAUGUAAUGGAUGAUGAAUUAAGAAAAAGAACCAAAUAUCUGGCGCACUUGCCAUUUGGUUGCGAAGUAGGUUUUUUGGAAUGCAAUUGGACUGAUGUUGUUCAACCGGAAAUUUUGAAUCAGUUUAAAGAGGAUAUUGAGCGACGAAGGAAACGUAACAGGGACAAGGAGAUUCGAGAAGAGAAGGACAGGCAGCGUGCUGAGAAGGCAGAGGAUAAUGCACGUUGGGCCCAUGCUAGGCAAAGGCAACCCGAGACAUCCCCGGGAAGCUAUUCUGAUACGGAUUAUGCCCAACUUGCCUCGACGUCUAUUGACCCGAUCAAUGCAUCGCCUCCAUGGACCUCGCGUCAAGGGUCUUCUUUCGGAGCACUGGCUUCACCGUCUACCAGUCCGCCUGCGCCAAGAACUGUUUGGGGCACAACUUUGGUAACACCAUCUUCGCCCGAUCUUCGUCCUGGACAUGAUAACAAUGCGGAUGAUGGUUGGCUGGCGACUUGGGAACAAGAACUCCAAGCAGAAAAUGAUGCACUGGUCGCUCAAGUGCAAGCGGUGUCCUUGAACGGGGAAAGUAGUUCAAGUGCUACUCCUCAACCUCAGGGAAAGAGGAAAAAGGGGAAGAAAAUUACAUUAAUGAGUACCACAGCUAGAAGAGCUGCAUGAUUAUCUGCGAAGAAUUGAAACCGGAGCGUGUACUUUUCGAGGAAUUCGGCGUUCAUGGUGAUAUCACUACAGAAACAAAAUGCAAUAUAUUCAUUUUCAAUGU